Messenger RNA from Eupeodes corollae, 2333 nucleotides. Its product is annotated as facilitated trehalose transporter Tret1-like. Bases 585 to 2045 code for a protein of 486 amino acids. NCBI's taxonomy places the organism in Eukaryota, Metazoa, Arthropoda, Insecta, Diptera, Syrphidae. Gene Ontology annotation, cellular component: membrane. Gene Ontology annotation, biological process: transmembrane transport; carbohydrate transport. The record is from RefSeq and is a predicted model, not a curated record. The transcript is spliced from 5 exons. Gene Ontology annotation, molecular function: sugar transmembrane transporter activity.
CGGAAACAGUCUUCAGUCUAAGCAGCAAGUUCAUGUUGUAAAGUAGUACACGAGUAAUUGUAGUUGCUCUAACUUCUAUAAAUUUUUAGUCGCUGUUGCGCCUUGACUAGAACUUGGUGUUGUUAGUUUUUUGUAGAUACUCUCAGAUACUUGACUUGCAGUGUUUAGCCUAAAGCUAAAGCUUUUCUUACUUACUUAGUCUAUAAGUUGUAUUUUUGUUCGUGUCGAGAAUCAUUCAUAAUUAACAGAGUUUAAGUAUUCUGCAGUAUAAACUAUCAAGUCGUUAAGUGUGGAACACAAAACCACUGAACUAAAACAAAAUUCUCAAAUUAUAGCCGGUAGUAGCUCUAAUUCGAGUAGAGAGCCUGUUGAACAAUCUUUUGGAUUUGAAUAAUCUUUUUCACCGACUGUCAAGGGAUUUAAAGUGUGAUAAAUCUUCGUUUUUGUGAUAAAGAAAAAAUUAAAUUGCCAAAAACAAAUUAGAUUAAAAUUGAAAAAAAAAAAUAAUUAUUUAUUUACUUGACUUAAUUUUUGUGAUUAAAGUGCAACAGACAAAAUUUUCAAAAUGGCUUUAAUCGUUGCAAAUGCUUUCUGCGGAGAAUCCUGCUAAUUGUACAAAAGAAGAAGAAACAGCUUUUUAUAUAGAUCCAGGUCGUAAACCAAAAAUGGAGCCAGUUAAGAAGUCACGCGUUUAUUUGGCAGCUGUAUGCGCCAAUUUAUCAAGUUUUGCUAUUGGAACAUGUUUAGGAUGGACAUCGCCAAUAAUACCAAAAUUACAACAAAAUACCGAUGAUAGUCCAAUGGACGUUGGUAUUACCAAAGAAGAAGAAGCAUGGAUAUCAUCAUUGAUAGCAAUUGGAGCUUUAGUUGCUCCAUUCGUUGCUGGGCCACUUGCUGAUUGGAUUGGACGCAAAUGGACAAUGUUAUCGAGUACAAUUUUCUUCAUCGCUGCUUAUGUUCUUAUGAUCUACGCCACCGAAGUUGAAUAUAUCUACGCAUCCCGCCUGAUUAUGGGUUUCGGAGUUGGUUUCGUAAUGACCGUCCAACCAAUGUAUGUUGGUGAAAUUUCAACAGAUGAUACUCGCGGGGCCUUGGGAUCUUUCAUGCAGCUUUUCAUUGUUUCUGGAAUUCUGUAUGUCUACGCCAUUGGACCGUUUGUUUCAUAUUUGGCAUUACAAUUAUGCUGCCUAGUCAUUCCCAUUGUAUUCGCAGUAGUCUUUGUAUUCCUUCCUGAGAGUCCUUAUUACUACGCUGGAAAAGGCAAAAAAGAAGAGAGUCUUAAGGCUUUGCAAUUUCUGCGAGGCCAAAGUGCUGAAGGAGUCAAAGACGAAAUGGCUCUAAUUCAGGCGACUAUCGAUGAGGCCGCAGCAAAUAAGGGAACCGUAGCGGAUGUCAUCAAAAACAAGGGUAACCGCAAGGCUUUGUUCAUCUGCGCUGGUUUGAUCGCCUUCCAGCAAUGUUCUGGCAUCAACGUUGUCCUCUUCAACAGCCAGGCCAUCUUCAUAAAUGCCAAUACCGGCAUCGAUCCUGCGAUAGCAACCAUCAUCAUUGGAUGUGUUCAAGUGGGUUCUAGUGCCCUGACUCCGAUCAUUGCUGACAGAAUGGGUCGUAAGGUCAUUCUCUCCGUAUCGGCAGCUGGUAUGAGUAUUGCUCUGGCGGCCUUGGGUGCAUUUUUCUACGCUCAAGCUCGUGACGAAGCCGAGGAUCUCCUUUGGCUACCCGUCCCAGCUCUAAUUAUCUUCAACAUCGUCUAUUGCAUUGGCUUUGGGCCCCUUCCAUGGGCUGUGUUGGGUGAAAUGUUCCCUAGUAAUGUUAAGUCAAUUGCUUCAUCGAUUGUGGCAUCAACUUGUUGGACCUUCGGUUUCGUCAUAACCAGAUAUUAUCCAGCUUUGGAUGCUUUGGGGGCGUACUAUGCCUUCUGGCUCUUUGGCAUCUUCUGUGCCCUAGGAUUCUUCUUUGUACUGAUAGUCGUAAUGGAGACGAAGGGAUUGAGCUUACAGCAAAUUCAAGAUAAAUUAAAUUGUAAGAAACAAGAUAAACCAUAAACAAUUUAUAGCCAAGAAUAGGUUUUUAAAAAAAUGUAUAACGAAAGAAAAUAUUAGUUUUAGUUAAGACGAAUCUUCAAAUAGGUAAAUUUUGUAGGUUUCAACCUUUGUUAAGAAGAAAUCUAAUAUUGUUCUGUUAUUGUUGUUCGUAAUAAGUAAAUGUCAAUAUAGUAUUGUUAACUUUUAAGUAUAAUUAUUACAAUUUAAACAAAUGUUAAUGUUAAAUAUAAAAUGCUGUUAAAAUAUUCUAAAUAUAAUUAUAAUAUGUAAUACAAAAUUGUGUGGUUA